AUGAAUCAAAGUAUUGAAAAUUGGAAAGAUAAGAAAAGGAAGCAGCAAGAGAUUUAUGAGGAAGAAAACCCGUAUGGGCCUGACCCUGGAGAUGAGGAAUCAUGUGAUGUCUCUAAUACUGAAGCAGCCCCAACCCGGCAUGUUCCUACUGCAGCAACUAGAGGAAGAAAAAGAGGCAUUGCUACACCUAGUAUUGGAUACAAGGGGCCAAAUUUCAAUAGUUUGCGUGGUCCAUUACUUGCAAAGUGUGUUGAGGAAACUAGAAAUUUGGUUGAUGGAUUUCGUAAAACUUGGAGGCAAACUGGUUGCACAAUUAUGGUUGAUGGAUGGACUGAUAGGAAGAGAAGGACCCUCAUCAACUUCUUGGUACAUUGUCCCAAAGGUACUAUCUUUCUCAAGUCAGUUGAUGCCACUGAAAGUUCCAAAACUGCAGAGUUCUUGUUCAGAUUAUUUAGAGAUGUAGUGAACUUUGUUGGUGCUGAACAUGUUGUUCAUUUUGUCACUGAUAAUGCCUCAAACAUGGUUGCUGCUGGUAGAAGAUUAGAAGAUGAGUUCCCAUCUAUUUAUUGGUCCCCUUGUGCUGCCCAUUGUUUGAAUUUAGUAUUGUCUGACUUUGGCAAGGAAAAUUUAGUGAAGACCACUGUAGCUCAUGCAUCAUCUAUUACAAAAUAUAUCUACAACCAUUGUUAUCCAUUAUAUCUAAUGAGGAAGUUCACUAAGUGUCAUGAAAUUCUUCGGCCUGUGCAAACUCAUUUUGCUACAAAUUUUGUUGCUUUGCAAAGCAUAUACAAGCACAAGGCUGAUCUUCAUGCAAUGGUGGUCUGUAAACCAAUUGUUAGGGUGUUGAGAAUUGUGGACAGUGAUGAGAGACCUGCAAUGGGCUAUCUAUUUGCAGCCUUCCAUGCUUCUCGAGAGGAAAUUGAGAAGAGGUUUCAGAGGAAGAAGGAUUUGGAUGAGAUUCGAAAGGGAAAUAAAGCAUGGACCGUAGAAGAUAAUCCACCACAUCUAAACUUGGAAGAGCUAAAUGAAUUCCGUGGUGAAUUUGCUUCUUUGAGUAUACAAUGUAGUGAUGAUUUAGAGCUAAACUUGGAUGAGGCUGAGGCUGAUACAAUGGAAGAAAAUGAAGUAAUGGCUGCUGUCAACGAAAAUGUGCUUGAUGAUCUUGAUAAUGCAUUUGAUGAAGGUUUGGAAGCAAGUCUGAGUGCUGCAGCUGAAGUUCAAGAUUGGGCGCCAUUUUACUAG
Messenger RNA from Setaria italica (foxtail millet), 1242 nucleotides. RefSeq lists its product as uncharacterized. The record is from RefSeq and is a predicted model, not a curated record. The transcript has 5 exons. Bases 1 to 1242 code for a protein of 413 amino acids. Lineage: Eukaryota; Viridiplantae; Streptophyta; Magnoliopsida; Poales; Poaceae.